AUGGAAAUUGGUACAAGUUCAACAACUAAUAAUAUUGGUGUGGCACCAACAAUACCACAAGAUAUUGUAAAUAAUAAUAAUCAUAAUAAUAAUAGUAGUAAUAAUAGUAGUAAUAAUAAUAGUAUAUCAUCAUCACCAACUGAUUCAUCACAAUUAAUGAAUGGGGAACAAUCAACAUCACCACCAUCACCACCUAUUGAAGAAGUUUUAGAGGAAGAACCAAGAAAUUUAUUGAUUUCAUUAUUAUCAGAAUUAAAGAUUGGUGUUGAUUUAUCAAGAGUACCAUUACCAACCUUUAUAUUAGAACCAAGAUCAUUAUUGGAGAAAUUUACAGAUAAUAUGAUUCAUGGUGAAAUUUUAUGUAAUUUAUCAAAAUUAGAGUCACCAAUGGAUAGAAUGCAUUUAAUUACAAAAUGGUAUUUAUCUGCUUUUCAUUAUAGAAAGAAAGGUUUACAAAAACCUUAUAAUCCAAUUUUAGGUGAAAUUUUUAGAACUAGAUGGGAAUUUAAAGAAACAAAUAGUAAUUGUAUAAUGGUUGCAGAACAAAUUUCACAUCAUCCACCAGUUUCAUGUAUUUAUUUAUCAAAUAGAAAGGAUGGAUAUACAAUGACUGGUACAAUUAAUCCACGUUCGAAAUUUUUAGGUAAUUCAAUGGCAGUGAUAGUGGAUGGUAGUAGUACAUUAACAUUAUUAGGACUUCAAGAGGAAUAUGUUAUUACCUUUCCUACAGCGGUGGCAAGAGGUAUUAUAUUUGGUACAUUGUUAACAGAGAUUGUGGGCAAUUCAACGAUAUCAUGUAAACAAACCAAUAUAAAAGUUGAAAUGGAUUUUAAAGCAAAACCAAUGUUUGGUGGUGAAUAUAAUGUAGUUUGUGGUAAAAUUAAAAAAGGUAAUGAAACAACUCAUACAUUUAAUGGAAAAUGGGAUAAAAAAGUUGAAAUCACUUUAUCAUCGUCGUCAUCAUCAUCAAAGAAAAAGAAUGGAUCUACAAAUGAUAUUUUAUGGGAUUGUAAUGAUGCAGUUAAAACUCAAAUGAUAACGAGACAAAUCUCUGAACAAGAAGAAUUUGAAUCUCAAAGAUUAUGGCAAAAAGUUUCACAUGCAAUCAUAAAGAAAAAUCAAAAAGAUGCAACAUUUGAAAAGAAUAAAUUAGAAGAUGAACAAAGAAAAAGAGUAAAAGAUAGAAAAGAAAAUAAUAUAGAAUGGGAACCAAGAUUAUUUAAAAAAGUUAAUGAUCAAUGGAUUUAUAAAUAUCAAAAUCAUACACUUUAUGAUCAAAAUGAACCAAAAGAAAUUGAAACUGAUGGUAUAAUUCAUUUUGAAGGUACAUUAAUUAAAAAAGAAUCAAAACAAAAUUUAGUUGAAAAAUGUGGUGCAAGUGAAAAUGAAAUAAUUGUUUAG
Dictyostelium discoideum AX4 is the source of this 1401-nucleotide messenger RNA. RefSeq names its product oxysterol binding family protein, member 4 (gene osbD). NCBI's taxonomy places the organism in Eukaryota, Evosea, Eumycetozoa, Dictyosteliales, Dictyosteliaceae. The record is from RefSeq and is a predicted model, not a curated record. Gene Ontology annotation, molecular function: lipid binding. The coding region runs from base 1 to 1401 and encodes 466 amino acids. The transcript has 3 exons.